AUGCCUGCCGCCGUCAAACCCUUGGACUUUUCUACAUUCCACAAUGUAAUCAAUAAUGAAUUGACGACAACGUCUGAAACACGGCACGGUAUUAACCCGGCCAAUACUAAGCCCAACCCGCCCGUACCUGUUUCGACCCAGGAUGAUCUCGAUAAGGCUGUCAAGGCGGCUCGAGACGCUUUCAAGGGAUGGGCAAAAACGUCCUUUGAUGAGCGGCGCAAAGCGCUGCAUGCCUAUGCGGAUGCCAUUCAAGCUAACAUCGACGGAUUUGCCCAAAUCCUUACAAUGGAGCAAGGCAAACCCUUAACUCAAGCAUCAACCGAGAUCGAAAUGGCCGGUGUGUGGAUUCGAGGCUUGGCUUCAAUUGAGAUCACGGACAAUGUCCUCCAGGAGACCGAAGAUCUGAAGAUCAUUCAACGCUACACACCCCUUGGCGUGGUGGGCGCGAUCGUACCCUGGAAUUAUCCAGUCCUCUUGGCCAUUGGGAAGAUAGCGGCUGCUGUCUACACGGGAAAUUCUGUCAUCGUCAAGCCAUCUCCUUUCACGCCGUACUGCGACUUGAAAUUGGCCGAGCUCGCUGCCAGCUUCUUCCCUCCCGGUUUGGUCCAAUGCUUGAGCGGCGAUGAAUCUCUCGGCCCGAUGUUCACCGAGCACCCUGGUAUUGAUAAGAUCAGCUUUACUGGCUCUAUUCCCACAGGAAAACGGGUAAUGGCUGCGUGCGCCAAAACUCUCAAGCGAGUCACACUCGAGCUCGGCGGCAAUGACCCAGCGAUUAUCUGCGAGGAUGUUGAUAUCGAUGCCAUUAUCCCCAAAAUUGGCCUUAAAUCCUAUCUCUGCUCUUCACAAAUUUGCAUGAUGAUCAAGCGACUCUAUGUCCACGAAAAAAUCUAUGACGCGUUCUUGGCCAAAUUAGUCACCUUUGUGAAGACGCUAAAAGUCGGCGCUGGUACCGAGCCAGAUGUCUUCUUGGGACCGGUCCAAAAUCAGAUGCAGUUCAAUAAGGCCAAAGAUCUGUUCAAUAGCAUUUCUACCGAGAACCUGAAACCCGCGCUUGGGGGCUCGAUCGAGGACUCUGUCGGGUACUAUAUCCACCCGACCAUCAUCGAUAACCCUCCAGAGACAUCCCGGGUUGUGCAAGAAGAGCCAUUUGCUCCCAUCCUGCCAGUCCUGAAAUGGUCUGACGAGGAUGACGUUCUUGAGCGUGCGAAUGCUCUGGAAACCGGACUGGGUUCUUCUGUCUGGAGCAAGGACUUCGAACGCGCAACUCGGAUGGCAAAUCAACUUCAGUCCGGGAGCGUGUGGGUCAACAGUCACUUCGAUGUGUCGCCGACUACACCCUUCGGUGGCCACAAGCAGAGUGGCUUGGGUGUGGAGUGGGGUCUUGCUGGUCUCCUUGGAUACUGUAACUCUCAGACUCAGUGGCUCAAGAAGAGCUUCUAG
Molecule: messenger RNA, 1440 nt
Organism: Penicillium paradoxum
Lineage: Eukaryota; Fungi; Ascomycota; Eurotiomycetes; Eurotiales; Aspergillaceae
Product: aldehyde dehydrogenase family protein
Exons: 2
Coding region: 1-1440 (479 amino acids)
Molecular function (GO): aldehyde dehydrogenase (NAD+) activity
Source: RefSeq, a predicted model, not a curated record